AUGAAGACCGCUACCGUCAUCACUGUUUUCGGACUCGUUGCCGCCACCAUGGCUGGCCCUCUCAAACGAGAUGUCGAAUGGACAGAGAAAUACGUCAAGCCAGCCGAGGCUCGUGACGUUGAGUGGACUGAGAAAUACGUCAAGCCUGAAUCUCGCGAUGUCGAAUGGACUGAGAAAUACGUCAAGCCCGAGUCUCGUAACGUUGAGUGGACCGAGAAGUAUGUCAAGCCCGACUCUCGCGACGUUGAGUGGACUGAGAACUUCGAGCGGUAUGAUGAUGCUGUUAUGGCUUGA
This is a messenger RNA of Venustampulla echinocandica, 294 nucleotides long. RefSeq lists its product as uncharacterized. NCBI's taxonomy places the organism in Eukaryota, Fungi, Ascomycota, Leotiomycetes, Helotiales, Pleuroascaceae. Bases 1 to 294 code for a protein of 97 amino acids. The transcript is spliced from 2 exons. The record is from RefSeq and is a predicted model, not a curated record.